Molecule: messenger RNA, 4756 nt
Organism: Tympanuchus pallidicinctus (lesser prairie-chicken)
Lineage: Eukaryota; Metazoa; Chordata; Aves; Galliformes; Phasianidae
Gene: GNPTAB
Product: N-acetylglucosamine-1-phosphate transferase subunits alpha and beta
Exons: 22
Coding region: 47-3826 (1259 amino acids)
Biological process (GO): N-glycan processing to lysosome; carbohydrate phosphorylation
Cellular component (GO): Golgi apparatus
Molecular function (GO): calcium ion binding; UDP-N-acetylglucosamine-lysosomal-enzyme N-acetylglucosaminephosphotransferase activity
Source: RefSeq, a predicted model, not a curated record
CCGCGCCUGGCCGGGUGGCUGCGGCGGCGGUGGCGGCCGGCGGGCCAUGCUGCUAAAGCUACUGCAGCGCCAGACCUACACCUGCCUGUCUCACCGCUAUGGGCCCUGCCUCUGCCUCGGUGGCCUCGUCCUCAUGAUCGUCUCCGCCCUGCAGUUCGGGGAGGUUGUGUUGGAGUGGAGCAGAGAUCAGUAUCAUGUUAUGUUUGAUUCAUACAGAGACAACGUUGCGGGCAAAUCGUUUCAGAAUCGGCUUUGUUUACCCAUGCCAAUUGAUGUGGUAUACACCUGGGUGAACGGCACAGAUGUUGAACUGAUCAAAGAACUGCAACAGGUCAGAGAACAGAUGGAGGAAGAACAGAAAAUAAUGAGGGAAAUCCUUGGAAAGAAUGCAACAGAACCAACCAAGAAGAGUGAGAAGCAACUGGAAUGUUUGUUGACACACUGCGUUAAAGUGCCAAUGCUUGUUCUGGAUCCUGCACUGCUGACCAACAUCACGCUGAAAGACCUCCUGUCCAUUCAUCCUACUUUACAAGCUGCUAAUAAUAUGUUCUUUGUAGCAAAACCAAAAAAUCCUUCCACCAACGUGACAGUGAUUGUUUUUGAUAACCCUAAGGAUGCUGAAGCUGCCCAUUCUGGAAUGUUGAAAGACAACAGCAAGCAUAUAGUAUGGAGGGGUUACUUGACUACAGACAAAGAAGUUCCAGGUCUAGUGUUAAUGCAAGACUUGGCCUUCCUUAGUGGAUUUCCAGCUACAUUCAAAGAAACAAAUCAGCUGCGAUCAAAACUACCGGAGAGCCUGGCCUCUAAAGUAAAAUUGUUGCAGCUCUAUUCAGAAGCCAGUGUGGCUCUUUUGCAACUGAAUAACCCCAAGGGUUUCCAUGAACUGAGCAAACAAGCGAAGAAGAACAUGACUAUAGAUGGAAAAGAAUUAACGCUUAAUCCUGCUUACUUACUGUGGGACCUGAGCUCCAUUAGUCAGUCUAAGCAGGAUGAAGAUAUUUCUGCCAGCCGUUUUGAAGAUAACGAAGAGCUGAGGUAUUCCUUACGAUCAAUAGAGAGACAUGCUCCUUGGGUGCGACAUAUUUUCAUUGUCACUAAUGGGCAGAUUCCUUCCUGGCUUAACCUGGAUAAUCCCCGGAUAACCAUAGUGACCCACCAGGAAAUAUUUCAGAAUGUGAGUCACUUGCCAACCUUCAGUUCACCAGCUAUUGAAAGCCACAUUCAUCGUAUCAACGGUCUCUCUCAGAAGUUUAUCUAUCUCAAUGAUGAUGUUAUGUUUGGAAAGGAUGUUUGGCCUGAUGAUUUUUACAGUCACUCUAAAGGUCAAAAGGUUUACUUGACUUGGCCUGUGCCAAACUGUGCUGAAGGAUGUCCUGGUUCAUGGAUCAAAGAUGGUUACUGUGAUAAAGCCUGUAAUAACUCGGCUUGUGAUUGGGAUGGAGGUGACUGCAUUGGUAACAGUGGAGGUAGUCGCUAUGUUGCUGGUGGUGGUGCAGUAGGAGGUAUAGGGAAUGGACCACCAUGGCAGUUUGGUGCAGGAAUAAGUGGUGUUUCAUACUGUAACCAAGGUUGUGCUAAUUCCUGGCUAGCAGAUAAAUUCUGUGAUCAGGCCUGCAAUGUCCUCUCCUGUGGAUUUGAUGCUGGUGACUGUGGGCAAGAUCACUUUGAAGAAAUGUACAAGGUGACACUUCAGCUAAAUCAAACCUACUAUGUUGUUCCAAAAGGUGAAUGUCUGCCCUAUUUCAGCUUCAGUGAAAUAGCCAAGAAAGCAAUUGAGGGUUCAUAUAGUGAUAAUCCAAUUAUCCGACAUGCUUCAGUUGCAAACAAAUGGAAGACUAUCCACCUCAUAAUGCACAGUGGCAUGAAUACAACUGUGAUCUAUUUUAAUCUUACGUUUCUAAAUAAAAAUGAUGACGAGUUUAAAAUGCACGUAGCUGUUGAAGUUGAUACUAGAGAGGAACCAAAACUGAAUACAACUUCAAUGCAAAAAUCCAACUCUGAUUUUAAAACAACAACAAUACCAGAAGCUGAGAUGAUAUUUGAAGAUAUUCCUGAAGAAAAACGCUUUCCAAGAGUCAAGAGACAUCGAAAUGGCACAGGAGAGAGUCUCCAUGAAGAGGUGAUAAUACCUUCAGUGAAUCCAUCUCUCCUUCCUGAAAGUGUUCAACUAGCACUGCAGAACCUAGACUUAAAACUAGCAAACGGUGAUAUCACUCAGAAGGGGUUUAACCUAUCCAAGGCUGCUCUCCUGAGACCUUUUCAGUUCUUAACUACAGUAAGGAAGAUUGCAGGUCUGGAAGAGAAUGGAGUGCAUUAUAGUCUACAAGAUCAGAAGAAUGUAACCAGCUGGCAGAAGCCUCAUGAAGAUGUAAACAAUGGCAAAAUAGAAAAAACAAAAGCAAAUGAUGAAUUUCUACCAAGGCUUACAGGAACAAAGGAGACUGGUGUGACAGUGAACACAAAUAAACCAAUUUCUAGGAUAAAGCCUAAAUCCGCACAUCCAGCCCAGAGCAUAGGAAAUGAAAAUGAACCAAAAGAUAAAGUAUUGAAUGCGCUUAUAUUAAGGGGAACCCAGAAAUCAAAAAAUACUGCAAAUGUAGAAGCUGGAGAAGAUGCAGAGGGAAUGGAAGGAAAGAAAGGGCAUGUACAGUUGGAUACAAAUAUAAGAAAGGAGUUAGUGGGAAGAAAAUUGCAGUCUUAUGCAGGAAGUUACCAAGGCUUUUUGCCAUGGGAGAAAAAGAAGUAUUUCCAGGACCUUCUUGAUGAGGAAGAGUCAUUACUCAAAGAAAUGUCAUACUUUACUGAUGGUAGACAUCUUGGAAGGCAGCUGAAAGAUACAUUUGCUGAUUCCCUUCGAUAUGUAAAUAAGCUUUUAAACAGUAAAUUUGGAUUUACAUCUCGGAAAGUCCCUGCUCAUAUGCCUCACAUGAUUGACCGCACUGUUAUGCAAGAGCUGCAGGACAUGUUUCCUGAGGAGUUUGACAAGACAUCAUUUCACAAAGUGCGGCACUCAGAAGAUAUGCAGUUUGCUUUUUCAUAUUUCUACUAUCUUAUGAGUGCAGUUCAGCCACUGAAUGUUUCUCAGAUCUUCGAUGAGGUUGAUACAGACCAGUCAGGGAUUUUGUCUGACCGAGAGAUUCGCACACUGGCCACAAGAAUCCAUGAACUACCAUUAAGUUUGCAGGAUUUGACAGGUCUGGAACAAAUGCUAAUAAAUUGUUCGAAAUCUCUUCCUGCUAACAUCACUCAGAUCCAUGUCAUUCCACCAACUCAGGAAGCAUAUUAUGAUCCCAAUCUGCCUCCGGUGACUAAAAACCUAGUGACUAAUUGCAAACCUGUGACUGACAGAAUUCGUAAGGCAUACAAGGACAAAAACAAAUAUAGGUUUGAAAUCAUGGGAGAAGAGGAAAUUGCCUUCAAAAUGAUUCGCACAAACGUGUCUCAUGUAGUUGGUCAGCUGGAUGACAUACGAAAAAAUCCCAGAAAAUUUGUUUGCUUAAAUGAUAACAUUGAUCACAAUCAUAAGGAUGCUCAGACAGUGAAAGCGGUGCUUAGGGAUUUUUAUGAAUCAAUGUUUCCUAUUCCUUCCCAAUUUGAACUGCCAAGAGAAUAUCGGAAUCGUUUCCUUCAUAUGCAUGAACUCCAGGAAUGGAGGGCAUAUAGAGACAAGCUGAAAUUCUGGACCCACUGUGUUCUAGUAACACUUAUAGUAUUUACAGUCAUCUCAUUUUUUGCUGAACAGCCUUCUGUAUACAUUGAAAACUCACCCUGCGUUAGUAACUUUAUUUUGGAAGGGAGUAUUCAACUCAGUAGGACAGCUAGCUAAUCGCACUUAAACGAAAGAUUUUUCCAAGAAGGAGGAUCCAAAAGGAAGAUGGUCAUGAACGAAUCAAAGUGUAGAAGAGCUUUAUUUUGGAGAUCAGACUACCUCAAGAUGUGAUAAGCAUUUAAAAUCUCUCUUGCAUAAGUGUCUUUUAUGGUUUGAUAUUUAACCGAGUUGAUAUGAAGAAAAAAAAUCAUGCAUGUACAUCUAUAAUCUCUGCAGUACUCUAUGAUAUACAAGCUGCUGAACUGUGACAGAAAGCUAAACAAAAAUGGCAGGAGCCUGUAUAUAGGCAAAUUUCAAGUGAUCUUACUUUACAAAUGUUGGUUCAUGGCCAUGCUAUCCUUUUUUAUAAAAAGGGUUACCUAAAGAAAUGUAGCUGCAUUUAUUGCAGAGGAUGUUGCCAACUACAUAUAAUGUUGGAAGGCAGAGUUGUUUGGGAUGAGCUUAACAGAUCCUUGAUCUUGCAUUCCGAAAGAUUUCUGCAGAAUUCUGUCACUGCUUUCUUUUUUUUUUCCUCCAGCCCUAUGGGAAUUACUUAAUUUGUCAUUUACCCUUAGUCUACAUUUAAUGCCAUUGGCAUUCCUUAAAGCACAGUGACAAUUCACUCCGCCCAGUUUGUAGUAUUUAAUUGGGAUUUUGAAGAAAUGCAUGCUAAUAAGAAUACAUGGUAACAGAACAGGUAGUGAUUAUUUUAAAAUUACUUUACAUUUUAUCUGGUGUAUUAUAUUCCAAAGAAUACAGUGGAUGUCGUAUCUUGAUUACAAAGAGAGGGUUGUAAUCAAGUGAAAGUGAUUAAGUUAUAUUGUUUUAAAAGCACUGUAAAUAUGACAACAAAAGUGCCUCUCUAUCUGAAUGGGUAAUGAACUGCUUUAAUGUAGCAAUGUGUGGGAGCAAUGUUUCACUUCAUAAAACAAUAUUUAUACUGACAAA